Knipowitschia caucasica is the source of this 4443-nucleotide messenger RNA. The record is from the annotation of a GenBank genome assembly. NCBI's taxonomy places the organism in Eukaryota, Metazoa, Chordata, Actinopteri, Gobiiformes, Gobiidae.
AUGCAACUGGAGUAUCACCUAAACAUGUCUGAUUUUAUUGAGAGCGAGGCUGAGGAGUCGGAGGAAGAGUUGGAAGAAAAAGAUUUAAAGCCAAAGAAAACCCAACGAUUUGCUGAAGAUGAUGACGAAGAGGAAGAAGAGAAUACAGAGGACCAGGAUGAGCAGGGGAAUCUUCGAGGACUCAUUGAUGAUGGAGAUGAAGAAGAAGAGGAGGAAGCUCAGCAAAGUAGGAGCGGAGGAGGCAGCGACUCGGAGGAUGAGGUUAUGCGCCGGCGGAAAAAGAGAGCCUACGAUGAUUAUCUGGAUGAUGACGAUCUCGACCUUAUCGAGGAAAACUUGGGAGUUAAAGUCAAACGAAGGAAAAAGAAAUACGAUCGUGUGAAGAUGAUGGACGAUGACGAGGAUGACGAGAAAGACAUGAUCGCAGACGAGAUCUUCCACGGAGAUGCAGACGGCGAGGGCGAUCUGGAGGAAGGAGACGCUUUGGAGGAGCCGCUGCAACAGCCUGACGAUGAGGAGGGACCAGAGGAUGAAGAGUCCGAUAUUGAUGACUUCAUUGUGGACGAUGAUGGCCAGCCAAUCACAAAGAAGAGAGGGAAGAAAAUCUCUGGAUACACGGACGCGGCUCUGCAGGAGGCCCAGGAGAUUUUCGGCGGAGAUUUCGACUUUGCCGAUUUCGACGUCGACACCUACGAUCAGGAUCAGGAGGAGGAGGAGGACCAGGACGAGGAGGGCUGGGACCGUCCCAAGAAACAGACCAAGAGGAGACUGGGACGAAAGAGCAUCUUCGAAAUCUACGAGCCGAGUGAGCUGGAGAGCAGCCACAUGACCGACCAGGACAACGAGAUCCGGACCACAGACAUGCCUGAGAGAUUCCAGUUGAGGGCGAUCCCUGUCAAACCCGCUGAAGACGACGAGUUAGAAGAAGAAGCCGAGUGGAUCUUCAGACACGGCUUUUCCACUCUCACCAUCUCUAUGCAGGAGAGCACCGACUAUCUCGACCGAGGGACAACCACAAACUUCAGUAGGAAAGGCCCCAGUACAAUCGCCAAGAUCAAAGAGGCGCUCAACUUCAUGAGGAAUCAACAGUUUGAGGUCCCCUUCAUAGCAUUUUACAGAAAAGAAUACGUGGAGCCCGAGCUGAACAUCAAUGACCUGUGGAAAGUUUGGCAGUGGGACGAAAAGUGGACUCAGCUGAAGAGCCGGAAGCAGAACUUGACCCGUCUGUUCCGGAAGAUGCAGUCGUUUCAGUACGAGCAGAUCUCCGCGGACCCCGACAAACCUCUGGCCGACGGCAUCCGACCCCUGGACACGGCUGACAUGGAGAGGUUAAAGGACGUCCAAACUCUGGAAGAGCUGAGCGACGUGUACAACCACUUCCUGCUUUAUUACGGCCGUGACAUUCCCAAAAUGCAGAACGCCGCCAAAUCCAACAGCAAGAAGAAAAUCAAAAAGAUCAAAGAAGUCAACGAGGACGGUGAGGAGGAGGAGGUGGAGGUGGAAGAGGAAGAGGAGCAGAAAGGCCCAGACCUGAAGCUGGCCUCGCGUCGGGACAUGUACAGCAUCUGUCAGAGCGUAGGCCUGGACGGUUUGGCAAAGAAGUUCGGUCUGACCCCAGAGCAGUUUGGUGAGAAUCUGCGAGACAGUUACCAGCGGCACGAGACGGAGCAGUUCCCCGCCGAGCCCGGGGAGUUGGCUAAAGACUACGUGUGCAGCCAGUUCGCCAACGCCGAGAUGGUGCUGGAGGGGACGCGCUACAUGGUGGCUAUGCAGAUUGCCCGAGAGCCACUGGUCCGACACGUGCUGCGACAGACCUUCCAGGAGCGAGCAAAGAUCAACAUCAAACCCACCAAGAAAGGCAAAAAGGAAGUAGAUGAAGCCCAUUUCGCUUACUCCUUCAAGUAUCUGAAAAACAAACCAGUGAAAGAGCUGAACGGGGAUCAGUUUCUGAAAAUGUGCCUGGCAGAAGACGAGGGGCUGCUGACCAUCGACAUCUGCAUCGACCUCAUCGGAGUCAAAGGCUUUGCCGGGGACCAGACGUACUUCGACGAGAUCAAGCAGUUCUACUACAGGGACGAGUUCAGUCACCAGGUGCAGGAGUGGAACAGGCAGCGAACCAUGGCCAUCGAGAGGGCGCUCAACCAGUUCCUCUAUCCUCAAAUGUCCAAAGAGCUGAAGGCCAAACUUGUCAUGGAGGCCAAGGAAAGCAUCGUGAGGUCUUGUUGUCGACGGUUGUACAACUGGCUGAAGGUCGCCCCCUACAGGCCGGACCAGCAAAUAGAGGAAGAAGACGAUGACCUGAUGGACGAGAGCCAGGGCAAAGGCAUCCGCGUGAUGGGAGUGGCCUAUGCGCCCAGCAGAGACACGCCAGUAUUUUGUGCACUUAUAAACGGAGAGGGAGAGGUGGCAGACUUCCUCCGGCUGCCGUAUUUCAUGAAGAGGAGAAACGCCUUUCGAGACGACGAGAGGGAAAAGAAGGCCGACGACAUGGAAACCCUGAAGCACUUUUUAUCGAGCAAGAAGCCGCACGUUGUGGCUGUGGCCGGAGAAAACAGAGACGCUCAGAUGAUCAUGGAGGACAUCAAGAGAGUGAUCGGCGAGCUGGAGCAGGAGUCCUCGCUGCCCGCCGUCGGAGUGGAGCUGGUCGAUAACGAACUCGCCACGCUUUAUAUGAACAGCAAGAAGUCAGAAACAGACUUCAGAGAUUAUCCUCCGCUGCUGCGUCAGGCCGUGUCUAUUGCCCGAAAGAUCCAAGACCCUCUGGUGGAGUACGCCCAAGUCUGCAGCAGCGACGAAGACAUCCUCUGCCUCAAACUGCACCCGCACCAGGAGCACGUGGUGAAGGAGGAUCUGCUCAACGCCCUCUACUGCGAGUUCAUAAACCGAGCCAACGAGGUGGGAGUGGACGUGAACAAAGCCAUUGCUCACCCUCACACCCAGAGCCUGGUGCAGUACGUGUGCGGGCUGGGACCCAGGAAGGGCUCCCAUCUGCUCAAGAUUUUGAAACAGAACAAUACUCGCCUCGAAAACCGGACUCAGCUUGUUACAAUGUGUCACAUGGGUCCAAAAGUGUUCAUCAACUGUGCGGGGUUCAUCAAGAUCGACACGGCCUCGUUGGGAGACAGCACGGACUCGUACAUAGAGGUGCUGGAUGGGUCCCGUGUGCAUCCGGAGACGUACGAAUGGGCUCGAAAGAUGGCGGUGGAUGCCCUGGAGUAUGACGAGUCUGCUGAAGACGCCAACCCGGCCGGAGCCCUGGAGGAAAUCCUGGAAAACCCGGAGCGUCUCAAAGAUCUGGAUCUGGAUGCAUUCGCAGAGGAACUCGAGAGACAGGGCUAUGGAAACAAGGGAAUCACGCUGUACGACAUCCGCGCCGAGUUGAGCUGUCGGUAUAAAGACCUGCGAGUCCCGUACAGGGUCCCGAACACAGAGGAGGUCUUCAACCAGCUCACCAAGGAGACUCCAGAGAGCUUCUACAUCGGUAAACUCAUCACAAGUAUAGUGACCGGUAUCGCUCACAGACGGCCUCAGGGAGAGAGCUACGAUCAGGCCAUCCGCAACGACGCCACCAGUCUGUGGCAGUGUCCCUUUUGUCAACAGGACAACUUCCCCGAGCUCAGCGAGGUUUGGAACCACUUUGACAGCGGCUCGUGUCCGGGCCAGGCCAUAGGAGUGCGAUCGCGGCUCGAUAACGGCGUCCAGGGAUUUAUACCCACUAAAUUCCUCAGCGACAAAGUGGUGAAGCAUCCGGAGGAGAGAGUCAAGGUCGGGAUGACGGUCCACUGCCGCAUCAUGAAAAUUGACAUUGAGAAGUUCAGCGUCGACCUCACGUGCCGCACGUCGGACCUGAUGGAUCGAGCGAACGAGUGGAAGCUUCCCAAAGACACGUACUACGACUUUGACACCGAGACCGAGGACCUGAAACAAGAGGAGGAGCUGAAGAAGAAGCAGCAGAGAACACCGUACAUCAAGCGUGUGAUCGCCCACCCCAACUUCCACAACAUCAGCUUCAGUCAGGCCGAGAAGAUGAUGGAGGCUCUGGACCAGGGAGACCUGAUCAUCCGGCCCAGCAGCAAAGGAGAGAACCACCUCACCGUCACGUGGAAGGUGGCGGAGAACAUCUACCAACACGUGGACGUGAGGGAGGAGGGCAAAGAGAACGCCUUCAGUCUGGGACACACACUCUGGAUCAACACAGAGGAGUUUGAAGACCUGGAUGAAAUCACGGCUCGCUACAUUCAGCCGAUGGCGGCGUUCGCUCGGGACCUUCUGGGCCAUAAAUACUUCCAGGACUGUAACGGCGGCAGUAAAGAGAAAAUGGAGGAAAUCUUGGUCAAGUCGAAGCGAGAAAAACCCACUUUCAUUCCUUACUAUGUCUCGGCUUGUAAAGAGUUACCCGGGAAGUUUUUAUUGGGAUACCAGCCUCGAGGAAAACCAAGGUAG